AUGCAACAAUGGGUGAAUAUCUUGGCUACUGUCGUAUGUUCGGUUUUGAGUGCGUUAUUUUCGGGGUUGACGAUAGGAUUCACGUCCCUUGAUCUAUUCCAGCUGCGUCUACUAUCGCAGGCAGAUCCGCAGUCCAGCAAGGAUGUAAUAAACAAGAGGAGGGCAAAGAGGAUCCUUCCUCUGAGAAAGGACUCGAAUCAUCUACUCGUCACCCUCAUUACUUGCAACUCCAUGGUCAAUGCUGCCCUGGUUCUAUUCGUAGGAGAUAUCUUUGACUUCACUUGGGGAUUCGUGGUUUCGUCAAUCAUCAUUACGGUAUUUGGUGAAAUUACGCCUCAGACGGUCUUUUUCAAGCACCAGCUACUGCUCUGCUCCACCUUUAGCUACUUUACAAGGGUACUCAAGAUCCUCCUCUUCCCAAUCACCAAGCCACUAUCAAUGGCUCUAACUAUGAUUGUAGGUGGACAAAGUGAACUCGUCUACAACAGACAGCAAUGGACUGCGUUGGUAGAUCUUCAGCAAGAAUUUGGGUGUGAGAUAAGUGAUGACGAAGCUAAAAUGCUCAAGGGGAUUUUGAAGCUUUCUACAAUCUCAGUGGAGUCUAUAAUGACGCCAAUCUCCGAAGUUUUCGGAGUUGAUGCGGAUGCUGUAAUUACAGGGACAUCCGUGGCAAAUAUUUCAAGGUAUGGUUUUUCAAAAAUUCCAAUUCUGGAUAAAAAACGCUCCCAAUGUAUCAUUGGGUUUCUGCAUGUCAAAGAUCUACUAAUGAUAGAUGCCGGAAGUAGCUACAAAGUUGCCAAUUUAGUGGAAGCUAUUGGUAAACCGACAUAUGCUGUAGAUUCAGACUCUGGAAUUCUUACAGUUUUAUCGCAUUUUAAAAAGGACAACACGCAUAUUGUUGCCGUAAGAAAGGUUGUGGAUGCACAAGGUGACCCAGAGUACUCACAUGUUGGAAUUGUCACCAUGGAUGACGUUGUUAAUCUCAUUUUAAAGGACUCUGAGAGUUUAGACAAAAGGGAUAGCUUUUCAAUAGCAAGACAACGCAGUGGUCUAUCAAGACUCUUGGACGAUAAAAAGGAUCCUAGAUCAUUUACCAUAAACUCAAUACUUGAUGUUUAUCCAGUAGGGGAUCCGGAAUCUAUCCUAAAACUUUUGGAAUUAGAUGACAGCCAAGAGAAUAUAAAUGCAGUUUCAAGGCAUAAAGUUUACUUGAUAAAACCACAAGUUGUUCUUCCUCAUCACAAACUCACUGUAAUCCUAAAGGGGUCUGUUGAGGAAAUAUCGGUAAGCGACACUGCUCCAGAAUUACGGACUAUUGAUGCACCAACAGUCAUAAAUAAAUUUUCAAGAUCAAAGAACUCUAGACAUAAAGUCUAUGUUACAGUUACAGAGUGUGAAAUUGUCCAAAUAGAUUCUGAUGAAGUGUGUAAUAGAAUAGACAAUCGCAAUGAAGAUGAAACGGAAAUCGUAAUAUCUUGAUAUUUAUCACGUGCUUUUAGAUUUUAAUCGUAUCUUGAAUGUUAUAAUUGGUAUUUUCUAUC
Theileria equi strain WA is the source of this 1541-nucleotide messenger RNA. RefSeq lists its product as hypothetical. The record is from RefSeq and is a predicted model, not a curated record. Lineage: Eukaryota; Apicomplexa; Aconoidasida; Piroplasmida; Theileriidae. The transcript has 5 exons. Bases 1 to 1479 code for a protein of 492 amino acids. Gene Ontology annotation, biological process: magnesium ion homeostasis.